Ochlerotatus camptorhynchus is the source of this 2717-nucleotide messenger RNA. Its product is annotated as diuretic hormone receptor-like. The transcript is spliced from 12 exons. Gene Ontology annotation, molecular function: G protein-coupled peptide receptor activity; peptide hormone binding; diuretic hormone receptor activity. Bases 520 to 1905 code for a protein of 461 amino acids. Gene Ontology annotation, biological process: adenylate cyclase-modulating G protein-coupled receptor signaling pathway; cell surface receptor signaling pathway. NCBI's taxonomy places the organism in Eukaryota, Metazoa, Arthropoda, Insecta, Diptera, Culicidae. The record is from RefSeq and is a predicted model, not a curated record. Gene Ontology annotation, cellular component: plasma membrane.
GCUAGAUGACCGUCGAUGAAUCUGCAUACGAAGCUCGGCUGUUCGCGGGUGUGCACAAAAGUUUCGAGAUUCGGUAGCCUGCUAUAGCGCUUUAGUAUAUCGGGAGUUGGCGUGUGUCCGUUGCAUAGCUUUAGCACAUAUGCCGGUACGGUGGGCCACCUCAGGACGAGGUUCGAGGAGGUGUGGGAGUUGUCCCCGUCGCCCGAUGUAGGCGAGUAGGUAAACAAGCGCCCAUGUGUAGUGAUAUCGUAGAUGAUGGUGAUAAUGAUGAUCAUGAUGUUGAUGAUGAUGAUUAUGGUGCAGAAGCAGUCCCAGUGAUAUCGUUCCCAGUCAAUCGGAGGAAGAUGAAUAAAGCAAGCAAAAAUUUCCAUCGGAAAAACAUUCUAGCGAAUCGCACUGAUUACUGAGCUCGAUGAAGCAAAACAACCCCAACUGCCGAUAGGAGUGAAGUGUGAAAAAAGUGAUAGUGAUAAGCUUAGGCCUAAGUACAAAGUAUAGGGAGGCAAAUUGUACCACAGGAUGAACGAGUCGUCGUCGAUUGAGUCGCUACUGGCCGUGAUGGUUGGUGCCGGUUCCGAAAGUAGUGAUGGAUUUCCGCUGGCAGCUAAUGAUUCUUUUCGCGAGCAGUGCCUUCAGCUGAACGAUACGCUAUUCUUGGAGCUUUCAUGUCCGCCGCUGUUCGAUUCCAUCUCCUGCUGGCCAAGGACACCGUCGGCGACGACGGCCGUCCUGCCGUGCUUUUCGGAGUUCAAGGGCGUGCAGUACGAUACGACACAAAACGCCACCCGGUACUGCAACAUCGAUGGAACCUGGAACAUAUUCGCCAAUUACGAUGCCUGCAAACACCUGGAACCAGCGGCAUCGGAUCAAACGCUCGAAUCGUUCAUCGAACUUCCGAUAAUCAUCUACUUUGUCGGAUAUACCAUCAGUCUGUUGGCGCUGUUCUGUGCCGUUACCGUGCUGGUUUACUUUAAGGAACUAAGAUGCCUCAGGAACACGAUUCAUGUCAACCUCUUCGUAACGUACAUCAUGUCAUCCAGCUUUUGGAUCAUUAUACUCUCUCAACAGGUGUUUAGUUGGCGCAAUUAUCUGGUCGCCAAGCAAGGACUGGUGGAUUGCAUAUUUCUAGUGACGUUAUUCCACUACUUCAGCACGACAAACUUCUUCUGGAUGCUGGUGGAGGGUCUCUAUCUCUACAUGCUGGUGGUGCAGACGUUCUCCGGCGAUUAUUUACGUUUUUGGAAGUACUCCAUCAUCGGUUGGGGAGGUCCUUUAAUCUUCGUUGGAGCGUGGGCCAUUACCAAGUCCCUCUACCCAUUCGACAUGAUGUCGGAGCUUCCCAACAAGCUGGAAAUUGAAUGCUCGUGGAUGAGGGAAUCUCACAUCGACUGGAUCAUCCAGGGCCCAUCCUGCACUGUGCUGGUGAUCAACCUUAUCUUUCUGCUGCGGAUUAUGUGGGUUCUCAUCACCAAGCUCCGCUCGGCCAAUACGGUCGAAACGAGGCAAUACCGGAAGGCAUCCAAGGCACUGCUGGUACUUAUUCCGCUGCUGGGCAUCACCUAUCUGGUGGUGAUCUACGGACCGCACGAAGGCGUCGGCAGUCGGAUCUUUGCGGUUACUCGAGCUGUGCUGCUGAGUACGCAGGGACUAGUCGUUUCAAUGCUGUACUGCUUCCUGAACUACGAGGUCCGGGGUACUCUGCGGUUACACUACUACCGUUGGCGAGACGAGCGCAACAUCCGACUCGGCAUCAUUUCCAAACAUCGAAGACCAACCAUGAGUGGAACUGAAAGUAUACGCACCCUGGAGUACAGUAUCGUGAUAAUGAAAAGCUUAGCACCACCAAGAAGGCACAGCAGCAUCCACAACUACAGCAACAACAACAACAACAACAACAACAACUGAGCGGAGAUGGCCAAAUUUGUGUACGCCAGACUCCGUCGGGAUUGCCCGGGAAAACUUCGACGAAAUAACUUGGAUAAUUGUGUGCGGUUUAGACGAAAUGGACGCAACCGGAACGACGUCGGAAACUCCAAUUAAAUUGAAUUCCAAAACAAACAUCGUCAUCGAGAAUGGUUUCAUUUUUUAUUUGGGUGAUUGUUUGUUUGUGGAGACAACUUUUAAUAUUUGCUACACCGACACCGACAACGAUCUUCUGUGUAGACUAGUAUGUUUGUUCAACAAUUGUGGAUUAGGGAAGAGUACAGAAAAAUAAGAGGCAAGAGUAAAUAGUAUUUUGUAACAGACAGUCUACGGAUGGAAUUUCAUCUCAUCCGCUAACAGAAGUUGAAAUGGAAAAUGUUUAAGCUUAGUCGGUUGGAUAGGGUAAAUACAGUCAUUUAGCAAAACGGAGUUUUCACAUGCAGCAGGUACUUGAUGGAGGCGAAAUUCAGGGAGGGUGUAAAUAUUUACUCUUUCGAUAUGCAAAACGUUUGAAAUUGUGGCGUGUGUGAUCAGUGAAUAGAUUUAAAGUGUCAGGCCUAGAUAGGAUUUUGGUGUGGCCAUAUACAAUUGCGAAUUGAGAGGUCUGAAUUUGACAGGCAGCUACAGAGUGUUACAGUGUACAACAGAUUUAGGCUAGAUUGUUUAGAUGUAAGAUUCAUACGAAUAAGAGACCGAACCAAAGCUUACGAAUGUUCAUAUUGAUGGUAAUAUUUUUUGUAUAUAUUUGAAGGCAGAAUACAGACACAUGUUUAUAGCUAGCAUCUCGAUGUAAA